Messenger RNA from Seminavis robusta, 1747 nucleotides. The record is from the annotation of a GenBank genome assembly. Lineage: Eukaryota; Bacillariophyta; Bacillariophyceae; Naviculales; Naviculaceae.
AACACAAGCAAUAACAACGGCUGACUGCUGCCUUGCGAUACUAUAGACUACCUUAUCCCCUUUCAUACUUACUGUAUAUAGUUUGCAACCAUGUCGUUCUUUGGCAAUUUGUUUCAAGGUGACGAUGACAAGAAGAAGAGUGGUGGAGGUGGGAACAAAAGUGGUGGGGGUCCCAAGAAUCCAUUCGCCAACAUGGGCCAAAAGAAGUUUCAAGGAUCCGGCAAGUCGUUGGGUGGAACAGGCCCAGGAAAGAUUAUUCAUAUUGAGCUGAAAGAUUCUGGGACGCUGGGGCUGAGAAUCGAGAAAAGAGCAAAUGGCCAAGGUACAUCUAUCGUGUCAAUGGUUGUCCCUGGCAGCCAAGCAGACGUCGCCGGAUUGAUGCGAGGCGACAUUCUGUGCUUUGCUGGAUCAGAAGGAAAGUCGGAGAUCAUGUAUGAUGAUUUUUUGGCCAUGGCAACCUCAGGGCAAAGACCGGUUGUCUUUGAUGUUCGACGAAUCACAACCAAAGCAGGCAACAACACGGCAGCCAAAACAGCAGACUCCUUUGCCCGAAAACAGGCGGUGAUAGCCGCUGCUGAGGCCCGAGAGAAGGCCCACAAAUCCAAAACCAAGCCCGUGCCCAAGGGAGAAAAGAAACUCCCUGUGAUUCUCUCUGCUGCCGAGAAGAGACAACAAGAUUUAGAGCGAGAAAGGGAUGCUCAACUGAAAACCCAAGAGACUCCAAAAACCGAGGAAGCUAGAAAAGCUAUGGAACUCGCCAAGCGAAAUGAAACUGAAUGGGCCAAUCAACUGGGAUACAAUCCCUAUGAAACCAACAAAGCGACGGCGGGACAGGCAAGAAAUGCCACUGUCACGGCUCAGCAUGGGGCCGUUGGGGGAGGUGCUUCUGGAUCUGGCGGUGGGUCAGCCGAGCCACAGUCCAUCCCGGCGGUCCGACCACCUGCGGAAGCUGCUGCUCCCGCCAAGGCCAGUGACAGACAGGUGGCAGAAGAUGCGAUAUUGAUUCACGAUCACCCGGAAUUUGAAGAGCCCUACACAAUGGUCCUUACAACCAACACUCAUGAUGUUGUUCUCAAAUCCUUUACCAUUAUCAGAACUUUAGUGAAGAAUGCAACAACCAAGGGACAAGCUGGGGACGAGGCCGGUGCCAAGUUUCGCCGUGUGAGACUCACCAAUGCAAAGAUCAAGGCUGCCAUUGUUGACAUAAAUGGUGGAUUAGAACUCAUGAUGGCGUUUGGGUUCCAGCUGGUUGAAGAAAACGGUGAAAGUUGUCUCGUCUUUCCUUUUGGGAGCAACGGACCCGCGUUUGUGGAGGCUGCCCUUCGACAGAUGGAACGAUACGAAAAGUCGUAACGGCAGUAGGCUAUACACUUAGACUACCGCGAAACAUAGAUAAGCGCUUUGGGUUGACAAAGAACCCCCGAAUCUUCCUGAACUUUUUAUGUGUAACUAUAGUCUACCUGAAGAAUGUAAGUCUAGCGGACCCAGUAGAAAUAGGGAUGUUCCUUUGGUUUCGGUCUGUGGAUUUGCAACCGCCUACUAGUUAGUCAUCGACAACGCUAAACAAAGAACUAGCUUCUAGCUAGAGAACAGAACAAAGUGAAGCCUUGUUCUUCAGUUGAACUGAAGAUACUACCGGUAGUCAUGGCUCUACCGUACCGUACGAGACAUUGGAUAAAAAGUACACACACCGAUUUAUUUCCUUCAAGAGCUUCCAUAGUUCUAAUUCUAGUUUUCUGCCUUUUCU